Messenger RNA from Clunio marinus, 6214 nucleotides. The record is from the annotation of a GenBank genome assembly. NCBI's taxonomy places the organism in Eukaryota, Metazoa, Arthropoda, Insecta, Diptera, Chironomidae.
AUGAAGAUUUUACUGCUGUUAUCAUUAGCCAUUGUAUUGACAUUGGCGUCACCACCUCAUCGCGAACCUUACGAUGUUGAGUUUACACCUUUUGCGGUGGGAGAUGGAAAUUAUCGAUUAAACGACGAUGUUCUUCCCGAGUCAUAUGAAAUCACUUUGACACCAUAUUUUGAAGAUCAAUCAAAUGGCAAGAAAGCUUUCACCUUUGAUGGUUUAGUUAUGAUUUCUAUGAAAGCGACAAAAGAUAAUGUUGAUAAGAUCGUUCUGCAUCACUAUGACAUGGAUGUCGAAAGUUAUUUCUUUACCAGAAAUGCAACUGUCGAACCUAUGGAAUUAUACGACCCAUCAACUUAUGAUAAUCAAACCGAUAAAUGGGAAAUUAAUGUUUCACCUCCAAUAUCGCCAUCUGACGACAUAAUUCUUACUGUUAAUUAUGUUGGCUACAUGCGUGAUGAUAUGAAAGGAUUCUACAAAAGUUAUUACUAUGAAGGUGGUCAAAGAGUUUGGAUGGCAUCAACACAAUUUCAAAGAGCAGAAGCUCGUCGAGCUUUUCCAUGUUUCGAUGAGCCUGGAUACAAAGCAAUGUUUAAACUAAGAAUGAGACGACCACCUACAAUGAAUACUGUGUCGAAUACAGAAAGAGUGGCUGAAACUGAUUUUGUAGUUAAUGGAAUGACAUGGAAACAAGAUGAAUUCGAGUGGACUCCUAAAAUGUCAUCAUAUUUGCUUGCUUUCAUUGUUUCUGGUUACGAAGCUCAACAGAACAGCGAUGGAACUUUUGGCGUGUGGGCAAGACCAGAAGCAAAGAAUCAAACAACUUUAGCUCUUGAUUUUGGUCAAGAAAUGUUGGCUGAAUUAAACACACUUUAUGGCAUUGAUUACUACAAAGAGAAUAUGACGAAAAUGGAUAUUGCAGCAAUUCCCGAUUUCAGUUCGGGUGCAAUGGAGAAUUGGGGACUUUUAACUUUCCGAGAAACGAACGUUUUAUUUUAUCCCGAUGACACUCCAUCGCUGAACGAACAAAGGAUCAUAGCAGUGAUAACUCAUGAACAAGUUCACAUGUGGUUUGGUGAUUUAGUGACAUGCAAAUGGUGGAGUGAGACUUGGUUGAAUGAAGGCUUUGCACGAUAUUUCCAAUUCUUAGGCACUGCAAUGUUAAGAACUGAUUGGGAGUUGGAAGAACAAUUUGUUGUUGAAAAUUUGCAACUUUCAAUGCAAAUUGAUUCAACUGAUGACACGCAUCCAAUGACUGAACCAAAUGUUAAUACGAAACCUGAAGCAAAUGCUAUUUUUGAUACAAUUUCUUAUAGCAAAGCAGCAGCAAUCAUAAGAAUGUUAUCGUACAACAUUGGCUUACCUAAAUUUCACGAAACUUUACGCUAUCAUUUGAGUACUAACCGUUAUCAGACUGUAGAACCUGAUCAACUUUUCGAAGCUAUUGAUGAAGUGAUGGGAGAAACAGAAACGAGUAACUUCUGGGCACCUUGGACUAAUACCAGCGGAUUUCCACUUGUAACUGUCACAGAAGUUGAUGGGACAACAUUAAAGUUAACACAACAUCGAUUCAUGAGAUCGGGAAUUGAUGACAGCAAGAAGGAACUUUACAAUAUUCCCAUAACUUAUGCAAUUGAUUCAGAGAACUACGACGACACCGUUCCUAAAGUCAUUUUCGGAAUUGAAGACGGAGAAACAAAAGAAAUUCAACUGCCGAAGGAACCAACAAAGUAUUACAUUCUCAAUCCGAAGCAGACAAACUUUUACAGAAUCAAUUACGAUGAAGAGAAUUGGAAACAAAUUCGAGAAGCUCUUUACAUGAAUAAUCACGACAAUAUUCACGUCAUGAAUCGAGCACAGAUUGUCGAUGAUUUAUUCAACUUAGCAAGAGCUGGAAUCGUUGAUUACGAAACUGCAAUGGACAUCAUUGGGUACAUUAAGGGAGAGAAGCAUUACAUUCCCUGGUUGUCCGCUUUCAGUCAUGGUUUGACUUUCUUAUCUCAACGACUUUCCACUGAUGAAGAUCAUGAAACGUUCGCGAAUUUUAUUCGAGACAUGACGACCGAUAUUUACGAUCAUCUCGCCUUUGAACCCAAGACAAGUGACAGUCGAACUGACAUUUACAAUCGAGUCAACAUCUUAACAUGGACUUGCAAAUAUGGACACGAAGGAUGCAUCGAACUGGCGAAAGAACAUUUCGCUAAAUUCAAGAGUGAUGGAACGAAACCACAUAAAGAUCUUCGCAGCGUAGUUUACUGUAGUGGCGUUCGUGAAGGAGAUGAAAGUGACUUCGACUUCUUGUACGAUCGGUUCAUGGAUGAAGACAUUGCAGCUGAACAACUUAAUUUGUUAGGUGGCAUGGCUUGCACCAAAAACUCCGAUUCGGUCAAUAAAUAUUUGGAUCGUCUUAUUAAGACUGAUGACAUUCGUGCACAAGACAGAACUACAGCAAUCAACAACAUGUUGAAUUCCAACCCUGAAGGUCCACAAUUCUUGUAUGAUUACAUCACCACCAAUUACGUUGACUGGCGAGAGAAAUUCAACGGAUUGGCAACAUUGACAACUGUUGCUGGAAGAUUCACGAAAGUUGAACAAUUCGACACUUACCAAACCUUCCUUGAUGGAAUUCAAACUGAACUCGACUCUUCCUUUGAUUCAUUACAGAAAUCUUUGAAUGACUUGAGAGCUAAUUUAGAUUGGGAUGAAAAGUACAUGAAAGACUUCCUUGAAGCGAUCAGUUCAGCGCCAAUGACAGUUUUCUCCAUCAUCGUAUCAGUUUUAUCGUUCACCACAAGUGACAGUCGAACUGACAUUUACAAUCGAGUCAACAUCUUAACAUGGACUUGCAAAUAUGGACACGAAGGAUGCAUCGAACUGGCGAAAGAACAUUUCGCUAAAUUCAAGAAUGAUGGAACGAAACCACAUAAAGAUCUUCGCAGCGUAGUUUACUGUAGUGGCGUUCGUGAAGGAGAUGAAAGUGACUUCGACUUCUUGUACGAUCGGUUCAUGAAUGAAGACAUUGCAGCUGAACAACUUAAUUUGUUAGGUGGCAUGGCUUGCACCAAAAACUCCGAUUCGGUCAAUAAAUAUUUGGAUCGUCUUAUUAAGACUGAUGACAUUCGUGCACAAGACAGAACUACAGCAAUCAACAACAUGUUGAAUUCCAACCCUGAAGGUCCACAAUUCUUGUAUGAUUACAUCACCACCAAUUACGUUGACUGGCGAGAGAAAUUCAACGGAUUGGCAACAUUGACAACUGUUGCUGGAAGAUUCACGAAAGUUGAACAAUUCGACACUUACCAAACCUUCCUUGAUGGAAUUCAAACUGAACUCGACUCUUCCUUUGAUUCAUUACAGAAAUCUUUGAAUGACUUGAGAGCUAAUUUAGAUUGGGAUGAAAAGUACAUGAAAGACUUCCUUGAAGCGAUCAGUUCAGCGCCAAUGACAGUUUUCUCCAUCAUCGUAUCAGUUUUAUCGUUCACCCAAUCAAAUGGCAAGAAAGCUUUCACCUUUGAUGGUGAAGUUAAGAUUUCUAUGAAGGCGACGAAAGAUAAUGUUGAUAAGAUCGUUCUUCAUCACUAUGACAUGGAUGUCGAAAGUUAUUUCUUCACCAGAACUGGUGAUCCUGAAACUAUGGAAUUAUACGAUCCAUCAACUUAUGAUAAUCAAACCGAUAAAUGGGAAAUUAUUCUUCCAGCUCCAAUUUCGCCAUCUGACGACAUAAUUCUUACUGUUAAUUAUGUUGGCAACAUGCGAGAUGAUAUGAAUGGUUUUUAUAGAAGUUAUUACUAUGAAAAUAAUGAAAAAGUUUGGCUCGGUUCAACUCAACUUCAACAAACAGAAGCUCGUCGAGCUUUUCCAUGUUUCGAUGAGCCCGGCAUUAAAGCUGAAUUCAAAUUAAGGAUGAGACGACCACAAACUAUGAAUACAAUUUCCAAUAUGAAUAAAAUUUCAGAAGUUGAUGUGCUUGUUAAUGGACUGACAUGGAGAGAAGAUGAGUUCGAUUGGACACCACCAAUGUCAACAUAUUUGCUUGCUUUCAUUGUCUCCAAAUACAAAGCGAAGCAAAACAGCGAUGGAAGUUUUGGCGUGUGGGCAAGACCAGAAGCUGAAGAACAAGCAUCUCUCGCUCUUGAAUUCGGACAAAAUAUGCUUGAAAUUUUUGGAAAUUAUCUCGGAAUUAGUUACUAUGAAACAAAUAAUGUUAAAAAUGUCACGAAAAUGGAUAUGGCGGCAGUUCCUGACUUUAGUGCUGGAGCUAUGGAAAAUUGGGGACUUCUGACAUAUCGAGAGACGGGAGUUUUAUAUUACCCUGAUGACACCCCAACAUUAAGCGAACAAAGAAUUGUUGCAGUCAUUGCUCAUGAACAAGCUCACAUGUGGUUUGGCGAUUUAGUGACGUGCAAAUGGUGGAGUGAAACUUGGUUGAAUGAAGGCUUUGCACGAUAUUUCCAAUUCUUUGGCACUGCCAUGAUUUAUGAUGAUUGGGAGUUGGAAGAACAAUUUGUUGUUGAAAACUUACAGCAAUCAAUGCAACUUGAUUCAACUGAUGACACGCAUCCAAUGACGAAUCCGAACGUCAAUACAAAACCUGAAGCUUCGGGAAUAUUUGAUAAUAUUUCUUAUAACAAAGCUGCAUGUAUCAUCAGAAUGUUAUCGCAUUAUAUUGGAAUGGAGAAGUUUGAAGAAAUUUUAAAUCAUUAUUUGGAUACCAAUCGGUACGAAUCUGUAAUUCCUUCGAAUUUGUUCAAUGCUAUUGACGAUGUGAUGGGAGAAGAAACAGAAACGAGUAACUUCUGGGCACCUUGGACUAAUACCAGCGGAUUUCCACUUGUAACUGUCACAGAAGUUGAUGGGACAACAUUAAAGUUAACACAACAUCGAUUCAUGAGAUCGGGAAUUGAUGACAGCAAGAAGGAACUUUACAAUAUUCCCAUAACUUAUGCAAUUGAUUCAGAGAACUACGACGACACCGUUCCAAAAGUCAUUUUCGGAAUUGAAGACGGAGAAACGAAAGAAAUUCAACUGCCGAAGGAACCAACAAAGUAUUACAUUCUCAAUCCGAAGCAGACAAACUUUUACAGAAUCAAUUACGAUGAAGAGAAUUGGAAACAAAUUCGAGAAGCUCUUUACAUGAAUAAUCACGACAAUAUUCACGUCAUGAAUCGAGCACAGAUUGUCGAUGAUUUAUUCAACUUAGCAAGAGCUGGAAUCGUUGAUUACGAAACUGCAAUGGACAUCAUUGGGUACAUUAAGGGAGAGAAGCAUUACAUUCCCUGGUUGUCCGCUUUCAGUCAUGGUUUGACUUUCUUAUCUCAACGACUUUCCACUGAUGAAGAUCAUGAAACGUUCGCGAAUUUUAUUCGAGACAUGACGACCGAUAUUUACGAUCAUCUCGCCUUUGAACCCAAGACAAGUGACAGUCGAACUGACAUUUACAAUCGAGUCAACAUCUUAACAUGGACUUGCAAAUAUGGACACGAAGGAUGCAUCGAACUGGCGAAAGAACAUUUCGCUAAAUUCAAGAGUGAUGGAACGAAACCACAUAAAGAUCUUCGCAGCGUAGUUUACUGUAGUGGCGUUCGUGAAGGAGAUGAAAGUGACUUCGACUUCUUGUACGAUCGGUUCAUGAAUGAAGACAUUGCAGCUGAACAACUUAAUUUGUUAGGUGGCAUGGCUUGCACCAAAAACUCCGAUUCGGUCAAUAAAUAUUUGGAUCGUCUUAUUAAGACUGAUGACAUUCGUGCACAAGACAGAACUACAGCAAUCAACAACAUGUUGAAUUCCAACCCUGAAGGUCCACAAUUCUUGUAUGAUUACAUCACCACCAAUUACGUUGACUGGCGAGAGAAAUUCAACGGAUUGGCAACAUUGACAACUGUUGCUGGAAGAUUCACGAAAGUUGAACAAUUCGACACUUACCAAACCUUCCUUGAUGGAAUUCAAACUGAACUCGACUCUUCCUUUGAUUCAUUACAGAAAUCUUUGAAUGACUUGAGAGCUAAUUUAGAUUGGGAUGAAAAGUACAUGAAAGACUUCCUUGAAGCGAUCAGUUCAGCGCCAAUGACAGUUUUCUCCAUCAUCGUAUCAGUUUUAUCGUUCACCGUCUUGCAGAUAUUCAACUGAUUUGUUUUUUAUGUUUUGAAAGAAAUUUAAUGAAAUUAACUGCGAUGAUGAUCGUUUAUUACUUAAUUUUAUCCAAUAAAAAAUAAUUAAAUUA